Tachyglossus aculeatus (Australian echidna) is the source of this 2352-nucleotide messenger RNA. RefSeq names its product solute carrier family 29 member 1 (Augustine blood group) (gene SLC29A1). Lineage: Eukaryota; Metazoa; Chordata; Mammalia; Monotremata; Tachyglossidae. The record is from RefSeq and is a predicted model, not a curated record. The transcript is spliced from 14 exons. Gene Ontology annotation, biological process: uridine transmembrane transport; nucleoside transmembrane transport. Gene Ontology annotation, cellular component: plasma membrane. The coding region runs from base 305 to 1675 and encodes 456 amino acids. Gene Ontology annotation, molecular function: nucleoside transmembrane transporter activity.
CCCAGCUGACAAGUGACGGGGCCGGGAUUAGAACCCACGACCUUUCCUCCGAGCCACGCUGCCUGGGAGACUCACCGGGAAUCCCGAUGAAGAGAGCAGAAGGCACCCCAGAGUUCGACUCGAGGGACAUGGGUCUUCCCACUCCGGCCCCAGAGAGCCGGUGAAACGCCGAGUGAGGAGCCAGAACUCCCGGGUCCCCCUCACCGGACGGGUCGCCGCCCCCUCAGGAGACGUCCAGUCCGCCUGACCUGGGGUCCCAGGAUCUCCGAAGUUGGGCCUCGAGCAGACCAGUGCCACCAGCAUCAUGUCCACCAACAACCAGCCUCAGGACAGGUGCAAGGCGGUGUGGAUCAUCCUCUUUGUGCUGGGCCUGGGCACCCUGUUGCCGUGGAACUUCUUCAUGACGGCCACUCAAUACUUCACCAGCCGCCUGCAGUCCGCUGAGAACGGCUCGGCGCUGGAGCGGAGCGGCGCCUCCGCCCCGGAGCCUCCCGGGGUGUCGUCCCCCUCGACGCUGGCCGGCGCCUUCAACAACUUCAUGACGCUCUGCGCCAUGCUGCCCCUGCUGCUCUUCACCUGCCUCAACUCCCUGGUCCACCAGAGGAUCCCUCAGCGGGUGCGGAUCCUGGGGAGCCUCCUGGCCAUCCUGCUGCUCUUCAUGGUCACCGCCGCCCUGGUCUGGGUCCCGCUCCUGCCGCUGCCGUUCUUCGUCCUCACCAUGGUCAAGAUCAUCCUCAUCAACUCCUUUGGAGCCAUCCUGCAGGGCAGCCUGUUUGGCCUGGCCGGCCUCCUGCCCGUCAGCUACACUGCACCGAUCAUGAGCGGCCAAGGCUUGGCUGGCACCUUCGCCGCCCUCGCCAUGAUCUGCGCCAUCGCCAGCGGCUCGGAGCUGUCGGACAGCGCCUUCGGCUACUUCGUCACGGCCUGCGGGGUCAUCGUGCUGGCCGUGGUGUCCUACGUGGUCCUGCCUAAACUUGAAUUCUUCCGCUACUACCAGCUCCAGGAUAAGAAUGAGUAUCGGGUGGGCGAGGGUCCCGGGGAGCAGGAGACCAAGAUGGACCUGAUCCAGAAAAGAGAGGAAUCUGGCCCCGGGGACGAGAAGGAAACCGUCGCCUCCGGAACCCAGACCCCCCUGAAGAGCGGCUCCAUGAUCUCCAUCUUUAAGAGUAUCUGGGAGCUGGCCCUGUCCGUCUGCUUUGUCUUCACGGUCACCAUUGGAGUCUUCCCUGCCGUGGCCGCCGAUGUGAAGUCCUCCAUCGCGGGGAGCAGCACCUGGGGGAAGUACUUCGUUCCGGUCUCCUGCUUCCUCACCUUCAACAUCUUUGACUGGGCAGGCCGCAGCCUCACGGCCAUCUGCAUGUGGCCCGGGAAGGACAGCCGCUGGCUCCCGGCCCUGGUCCUGGCGCGUCUGGUCUUCGUGCCCGCCCUCAUGCUGUGCAACGUCCAGCCGCGCCGAAACCUGCCCGUGCUGUUUGCCCACGACGCCUGGUUCCUCCUCAUCAACGCCCUCUUCGCCUUCUCCAACGGCUACCUCGUCAGCCUCUGCAUGUGCUUCGGACCCAAGAAGGUGAAUGCGACGGAAGCGGAGACGGCGGGGGCCGUCAUGGCUUUCUUCUUGACGUUGGGCCUGGCGCUGGGGGCCGUCUUCUCCUUCCUGUUCCGGACCGUCGUGUGACCCGCUCCGGCCCCGGUCAGGAGCCGGCGGGGGGGGGACCGUCCGACGGGCCGGCCUUCUUCUCCCUUUGGCCUCGGCUUGCCCCCCGAGCCGAACUCUGCUCCGUCACUGCCGCUUCCCAAGCCAGCAGAGAAGGGGUGAUGCGUCCCCUGCCCCCCUCCUCGGGCCCGGGGGACGUUGCGGGGGGCUGCCUGGGCCUCGGCGACCCUUCCUGUCCGGGGAGAGGGGCCCAACCCCGAAUCCAGUACGUGGGGGAAGGGGACGGGGAAGGCUGGAGCCUGGGCUUAAGGCUGCAGUGAUCUGCAAAGCUAAAAUGGACACCAGAUUCACCUCUGGGAAAGACAGUAUUCGUUCGGUCAAUCACUGAGUUUUUAUGUAUGUAUGUGGGGGGGGGGGGGCGUUCAUGCGUGCGUGCGUGUGUGUGUGUUUGCACAUGGGAUUGAGCAGGAGGCUUGCGAGCGUCCAGAUUUUCUUGCCAUAUCUCUCUCCCUGGACCGUGUUGGCCUUCCUGCACCUUCUGACCUCCAGCCUGAGUUUUCUCCCCCCGAAUCCCAGCCCUUCCCUGUCCCCCGCCCCCAUGGGUAAAUGCAGCUGUGUACCGUUGCCAUUUUAUUGCCUUUUUAUACAGUUCAGAGGCGGGGGGCCUCCCACCCACCCGGGGCCCUGCUGCUUGCCUC